Molecule: messenger RNA, 5973 nt
Organism: Closterium sp. Naga37s-1
Lineage: Eukaryota; Viridiplantae; Streptophyta; Zygnematophyceae; Desmidiales; Closteriaceae
Source: the annotation of a GenBank genome assembly
AUGGCUGCCGUCCCGUCUUCCUCUCAGUCUGGUUCGAGCGACAGCUGGCAGAGCCGAGCCUCUGGACCCGCCCUAACGGGGACCGCGCCUCGGUCUUUUGAUUUACCACCUAGGCCUACAGGCGAUUCCGGAACAACCGCCGCGAUUCAGGGAGCGUCGUCGGAUGCUGCAUCGGGAUCGCAUCGUACGGUGGGGGAGUCCGCAGGCAGAUCUGUCAUCCGCCGAUCCUUCUUCCCCAGAUCGUCGUCGGAGAAAGGCGUAGUUUCUGCGCGAAUACCCCCGCCGGGACCAUGGGGAAGUGCCAGCGGAGGCCAUGGGGGAAGUCAAGGGGGAACCGCGUCGUCUUCCCCCUGCCCGUCCGCCGGCUCCAGUCAUCCGGAGGAGCUUCAAGAUCUCUCAGAGUCCGCUUCCGCUUCCGCUUCCGCCUCCGCCGGCGUGCCUAGCGCGGGAACUGGAGCUAGCGCAGGCCUUGUUCGACAUGCCAGGGAUGCCAGUCUUUCCGCCGGGAUUGCCGAUACCAGGGGUGGAGUGGGCGCUUUCCCCCGCACGUCCGCUUCCCCCUUCUCCUCCUCCUCCCCCUUCCGCCCUCACCGGCGCACUCCCAGCCCGAAUUUUUUCUUCUUCCGCCGAUCGUUGGGCGGGGACGAAAGCAUUUCCGCUUCCAUCUCCUCCGCCGACGCGGAGGCGCAGGGGGAGGGGGAACGGUUAGGGGAAUUAGAAGGGCAAGGGGAAGAGGAAGGAAACUCUCCCGUGUUUUCCGGGUGCUCUGGGCGCAGAGGGGUUGGUAUCGGGUCAUGGGGGGGAAGCGGGGACGGCGCCAAUAACGCGGGGGGACUGUUUGGGCUGAUCGGAAGCGGGGGAGUGGGGCUCGGCGCAGGCGCAGGCGCUGGCGCGGAUGGAAGCGGGGGGAUGGGGAUUGGGGGAUUGAGACGGCUGAGUAGGACCACGUCAGCGCCAGCGUGGAACAUCCAGCAGGCGCUGCGUCAGGUGGAGGAGGAGGGAAGAGGUGAUGGUAACGAGGGGAAGAAGCAGCACAGACGGAGAAAGAGCGGGAGACGGAGUAGCAGCGGGAGCAUGGGUUUCGAAGGUGCUGGUGGUGGUAGUUCUGCUGAUGGUGGUGCUGCUGGUGGUAUUGGGGAGUUAAGAACAGCUGGGGAAGGCGGUAUGUCUGGUCGUUCUAGUGCGGGUGAGGGGCGGGACGAGGAGGAGGAGGGGAGGGCGAGGGAGGCGGAAGAGGCGGAAGGGGAGGAGAGGGAAGGGGAAGAGGGGGACGAGGAGGCGGAGGGCGCGGGAUCAGAAUCGAGUGUAGAUGAAAGGGAGGAGGGAGAGGAGGGUGAGGGGGGCGAGACGGGCACCGAGUGGACUGAGGGAACGGAUGGGGAGGAGUCAGAAGGCAUAGGGGGGAGUGAGGAUGGGAUGAGUGGAGGGGAGGGGUGGCAUCGGCGGCAGCAGCAGCAGCAGCGGCGAAGGCAGGGACGAAUGCGCGCCGAGCAGCUGUAUGUAGAGAUCCCCCCUGAAGAGGGAGGGGGAGCGGACGAUCUCCCCCUCCCCACGCCUAGCGACGGCGGAAGCAGCAGCACGCGCAGCGUAGGCGGGGGAGGCGGAUUCCGGGGGCUUGGGGGGCUCGGGGGGUUCGGGGGAUCAGGGGGAGCGGGUGCGGAAAGGUCCACGGGGACCCCCCCGUUGCCCAAAUAUGCUUCCCCGCGGCGCAGAAAGAUUACGGUUAAGGGGAUGCCGAGUCCUAGGCGGAAGGAAGGUACUGGCGGAGCGGGAGGCGCGGGGGGAGGGGGGAAGGGCGGAAGCAGCGCGCGCAUGCUGUCUCGGAUGCUGCAUGGGGCGGGGGCAGGGGGGUUGUUCGGGGGAAAGGGCGGAGGUGCGGGGGAGGGAGGCGGAGGCGCAGGGGGAGGCAAAGGCGGGGAUCAAAACAGUCAAAAACUAGUCAUAGAAGGCCCGGAUAGGUUCAAUCUGCUGCUGCUAGAGGAAGGGGAGUACUAUUUUAAGGACUACGCGUGUAAUUAUUACCCCAACGGCGGCACGCAGCGGGUGCAGGGGCACCUGAAGCUGUGCAGCGGGUCGAUAUUCUUUGUGCCCAAGAGCACCCUGGAGCCCGUCUUCCGCAUCCCCUUUGGCUGCGUGUCGGCUGUUGACAGGGCGGCGCACAUGGGGGGGGAGAGGGGGGAGGAGUUUCUGAUCAUAUGUGCGAGUGAGCGCACAGACGUGAAGGUGGGCAACCGCCACGCGCCCUACCGCCAUCACCGCGGCGACUUCGCCUUUGCCUUUGCUCUGCUGUACACGUCGCUGGCGGCGGUGCUGCCGCGCGUGUCAACUCUGCUUGACAUCGCCCAGGGGCCCUCGUGGGAGCAGCCGGGCAAGCUGAGUGCGAUUGUGCAAGAGCACGAGCAGGAGGUGCGGUUCAACCCAGGGUGGCUGGAGGAGGGGGACGACAGGGUGGUGGCGGAGCUGGUGGGGUCGCAGAUGCUGCCCCUCGUGCUGCAGCCGGGUCGCAUCAUCCUCACGCCCUACAGCGUCUACUUUCAACCCUUCAAUGUCGUGUCGUCUGUGCCUGUCGUGCGGCAUCCACUGAGGACGGUCACGGCUGUCAUGCGGCGAAGCACACACCUCCAAGAGAUCGGAGUGGAGAUCUUUUACUCGCAAUGGUCAAGCAUCUACUUCACGUUCAAGUCAACUCAGGACUGCUCCCGGUUCUACUCACUGCUGCUGCAGCAGCCCGGGCUGUCGAUAGAGAGCAUGCGCAGUAGGGACAAGUGGGUGAGGGAGUGGGUGAGUGGCGGCAUCUCCAACUUCGACUACCUCAUGUACCUCAACCGCGAGGCUAUUCGCUCCUUCAACGACCUCUCGCAAUACCCCGUGUUUCCUUGGGUUAUUGCCGACUAUACCUCCAAGGAGCUGGACCUUACCUCCCCAGCCACCUUUCGAGACUUGCGCAAGCCUGUGGGAGCGCUCAACCCCGACCGCCUGGAGAAGUUCCGCCAGCGCUACGAUGAUCUAGCAGAGCUUUACGAGGACUGGGCGGGAAACUUCCCGGAAGGCGAGGUGCCGCCGCACGUGCCGGGCACGCCGUCCCCGGCGUUCCUGUACGGGUGCCACUACUCGACGCCCGGCUACGUGGUGUAUGUGCGCGUGCGCGAUGCCCCCCAGCUCAUGCUUCGCCUGCAGAACGGCCGAUUCGACAUGCCCGACCGCCUGCUCUCUUCCAUCCCUGAGAUGUGGGAGGGGGCAUACAACAACCCAUCCGACCUCAAGGAGCUUAUUCCAGAGUUCUACUCGCUCUCCACGUCCUUCCUGCUCAACUCCCAAGGAUUAGAUUUAGGCGUCAAGCAGGACGGAGUGCCGGUGGGGGAUGUGGUGCUGCCCCCCUGGGCCACCGACGCCCACGACUUUGCCGCCAAAAUGCGCCAAGCGCUAGAAUGCCCCUACGUGUCAAAGCGCCUACAUCAUUGGAUCAACCUGGUGUUUGGGUGCAAGCAGAGGGGCGAGGCGGCAGUAGAGGCAGACAAUGUUUUCCACCCGCUCACCUACGAUGACAUAGGGGCUCAGGUGCUGGCAUCAGUGGAGGACGACACAGUGCAGCAGGCGCUGACAGUGCAGAUGAGGGAGUUUGGCCGCACGCCCAAGCAGCUCUUCACCGCGCCGCACCCGCGCCAGCUGCGCAAAGAAGUGCGAGUCAUCCACAGAUAUGUGCGCACGGCAUCACGGGCCAUGCGGCUGCCAUCCCUGUUCCUCCAGUCAACAGUGGACGCCCACAUUGUGGUGCAGUCGCUCUCCACUCUCAACCGCGUCUCCACCCACCGCUCCCACCUCGACACCAAACUCAAGUCCCGACGCGGCUACAAGACUAUCCUGAUGGGAGCGCUGAAUCCUCUCGUGGAGCUGGCACUGCCAGACCGGUCGGUGUAUCGCGCCAUCGCGCAAGUGGCGGGGGGCGAGAAGGACAGGGAAGGGCAGGAGUUUGGGCUCGAGUGGCUGGAAAACACAGCCAUGUACAGAGAAGCAGACAUGCUUCAAAUCUCGAGUGCCAAGUAUAUGCUGCCUCUCAUGCCUCUCGCUCUCUCCAAGCGCACCGACCAGCGGGCGGCAGCCAUGCGGGCGGUUGCCGCCCUUUGCAAGCCAGACGCCAACCGGCAAUUCGUCUAUUCUGCGGGCUUUCUGGAGCCCAUCGAGGCAGCGAUCGUGGGCGGAUAUGACCGGGGCACCAAGGCGGCAGUAGACGCCAUUGCAAAGCUCUCCGUGCUGCCAGAGGUGGUGGAAGAGUUCAGUACAGCUGGCGUCCUCUCAUUGGUCGACCUCCUCGUCAUGAGCGACAACUCGCUGCAGGCAGUGGAGACCCAGGCGUUGGCAUGUGAGGCGUUGUGGCGGCUGUGUGGGUUGAGGCGCCACCGCCUGCCAGCUCUCGGCCGGGACGUGCUGCAGCGCCUGCUGCCGCUGGUGCGAGCAGGGGAGCACUUCACGGUGGAGUUGAGGGAAAUGGCGCUCAGAGCACUGGCUGCUGUGUGCGUGGAGACCAGCAGCCAGGAGGAGAUGCUUCAAAGAGGAGGCCUCAAGGAGGUUCUCGAGAUCUGCGCCAUGGAGGCCGGAAACAUCCUGGAAGCUGCCAUUGCCGCGCUUGCCGCCCUCUGCCGCAACCCGGAGCUGCGACUACAAAUCGCCGUGGAGGGCGGGCUUCGUCUCUUGUGCAACGCGUCGUGCGCCGCCGAGGUGCAAAUACAGGAGGUGGCAGCGAGUGCGCUGCAGAGCCUGCUGGGCGACGGGGUGAUUUUGAACGGCGUGAUCCGGGAGGAGGGGCUGUGGUCGAUUAUUGCCAUGGCUCAAUCGCAGCACCACGAGGUGCAGCGGCUGGCAGCGAGAGCCUUCUGGUACCUGGCGAUUCACUGCGAGAACAAGCGACAGGUGAUGGCGUUGGGGGGACUGCAAUCACUUCUAGCAUUAGCAGCGCUGGGGGAGCGCAACCGGCAUGCCACGCUGCUGGCGGAGGAGGCGCUGCUGCGCCUCUCAGAGGACCGCCACAUCCAUGCCCACCUCAUGCGCGAACAGGCCUUUCUAGCUCGCACCUCUGCCGCUGGUGGCGCUACUGCUGCUGCUGCUGCUGCUGGUGGUGGUACUGGUGGUGCGGCUGGUGGUGGUGGGGGUGCUGGUGGUGGUACUGGUGGUGGUAGUGGUAGGAGUGGUGCUGAUGGUGAUGGUGGGGUUGGAAGGGGUGAUGGUGACGGGGAAAGCAGCGGAAGAAGAAGGCAAGCAGGAGGAGCAGGAUCAACAGCAGGAGCAGGAGGAGCAGCAGGAGGAGGAGGAGCAAGAGGGGCAGGCAUGGGCUCGUCAGUGAGUUCCUCAUUAGCAGCAACAGCAGGCUCCCAACACCCAAACCACUCGGCAGCAGCAACCCCGACCGCCUCCACGUCCGCCCCAUCGCCCUUCCCGCUCUCCACCUCUGACUUUGAAGGCUUCUCCGGCUUCUCUGCUAGCAGCCCCAGCGCCCAGUCCGACCAGUCCUGGGCUUUAACCUGGUCGAACAGCAGCAAAUGGGAGGCGCCUAGCCCGGGUAGAAUGUCUGUAGACAGCCACACUGUGUCGGUCGCGCCCUUUGUCCCCUCGUCGCUGUCCGUGGGAUCGUCUAGCUCAAACGCUGCUGCUGUGGCUGCUGCUGGUUCUGCGGCUGCAGCUGCUGCUGCUGCGGCUGGUGGUGCUAGUGGUGCUGGUGCAGGGGGCAUGGUAGCUGCAGGGAAGGGGAUGGUGUAUCAGCGGCCCCUGACGCCUCCCUUCUGGAGCAGCUCUGUUCUCUCUCCCGCCACCAGCUCUGCUGCUUUUGAUUCCACCCAUAAGCAGCAUCCUACCGCUUCUUCUGCUGGUGCUGGUGCUGGUGCCGGUGGUGGUGGUGGUGGUGGUGGUGGUGGUGUGACUGCUGCUGCUGCAGCUUCAGCUGCUGUUGCCACCAGUGACAGUCAGAACAGCAGCGUCUGA